CAAAAGAAAAAACUUCACUUUGUUUAAUCUCUGAAACGAGCAUGACCAGAAAAAGUUGCUACUCUCUACCCUUUGUUUUUUUCUGGUUUGUUCAUCUUCUUCUUCACGUGUCAGAUGCAGAUAUCACAAACUUGGUUUUCAAGGGCUGUGCAGAGCAAAAACUAGAGGACCCAUCUGGGAUAUACUCACAGAACCUGAAAUCCCUCUUGGAUUUGUUGGUGUCAGAAUCUGGAAGAAAGGCAUUCUUCACUACAACCUCUGGAGAAGGCCAGAAUAUGAUGAUGGGUCUGUACCAAUGCCGAGGAGACCUCUCAGACAAUGAUUGCUACAACUGUGUUAGCAAGAUUCCUGACAUGCUUGAAAACUUGUGUGGCAAGGUGGUAGCUUCACGUGUUCAGCUUACUGGAUGCUACUUGAGGUAUGAAAUUGUUGGGUUCAAGCAGGUGACCGAGACUCAACUGCUUCACAAGGUUUGUGGGUCAAAGAAUGAUAGUUAUGAUGAUGGGUUUGAGGAGAGAAGGGAGACUGCAUUUGGUAUGGUGGAAAGUGAUGUGAAAAAUGGUGGAGACUUGUUUUAUACAGGGAGCUAUCAGUCUUUGUAUGUGUUGGGGCAGUGUGAGGGUGAUUUGGGCAAAGAUGAUUGUGGGGAUUGUAUGAAAAGUGCUGAGGAUCAAGCCAUGGCAGAGUGUGGUGACUCUAUUUCUGCACAAAUUUAUCUACACAAAUGUUUCAUUAGCUACAGCUUUUAUUCUAAGAGAGGAGGCUCAUCUUCUGCAGGACGACUCGGACAGGCAGAGACACAAAGGACUGUAGCUCUUGUUGUUGGAGGGUUUGCAGCUUUAGGUUUCUUAAUUGCUUCUUUUUUAUUUCUCAAGUCAGUGCUUAAGAGAAAAGGUGAAAAGUAUUGA
Messenger RNA from Vigna radiata var. radiata (mung bean), 908 nucleotides. Its product is annotated as cysteine-rich repeat secretory protein 11. Gene Ontology annotation, cellular component: plasmodesma. NCBI's taxonomy places the organism in Eukaryota, Viridiplantae, Streptophyta, Magnoliopsida, Fabales, Fabaceae. Bases 42 to 908 code for a protein of 288 amino acids. The transcript is spliced from 2 exons. Gene Ontology annotation, biological process: plasmodesmata-mediated intercellular transport; transport of virus in multicellular host. The record is from RefSeq and is a predicted model, not a curated record.